Messenger RNA from Pundamilia nyererei, 2387 nucleotides. It is a transcript of the gene efcab7, whose product is annotated as EF-hand calcium binding domain 7. Gene Ontology annotation, molecular function: calcium ion binding. The record is from RefSeq and is a predicted model, not a curated record. The transcript is spliced from 13 exons. Gene Ontology annotation, biological process: positive regulation of protein localization to ciliary membrane. Gene Ontology annotation, cellular component: ciliary membrane; plasma membrane protein complex. Bases 238 to 2070 code for a protein of 610 amino acids. Lineage: Eukaryota; Metazoa; Chordata; Actinopteri; Cichliformes; Cichlidae.
UCAUGCGUACCGUUGGACUUUUUUGUUUACUUAGCAACAGCCUAGAUGUACCAGUAUGAUGUGUGACGAUAAGUGUCAUUGUUUCAUUCUAAUCUUAUUCAAUACACUGCAUUUAGCUGGUUAAACAUGACGGUCACAGCUUGAUAAUGAGGUAAAAGCUGCCAUAUCCGGCUACCGUUUUUUUCUAAGCUGGCGAGACUUAGCUAAGGGUAAGCAGGUCGAUCUGUUCUUCGAAAGAUGUCUUUUCAGGAGUCACCCCGUCCUUCUGAAGAGGAUGAGGCUUUCUACAUGCAGUGCAGAGCCGCGUACCUGGCUGUGUUCAGAUCUAGUUUGACAAAUAUCACUUCGAAAAAGCACUUAUGCCGUGUUCUUCAACAAGCUGGUAGAAAUCCAUCCAGUGCCACUCUUAAUAAAUACUGGACUGCUACAACAUCUAAGCUGAACUUUGAUGACUUUUGUGAGAUUCUCAAGCAUGAGGAGAAAACUGAGGAGAGUGAGCUGAUGAGAGUUUUUAAAAAGAUGGAUGUGAACGGUGACGGCUACAUCACACACAGUGAACUGGAGAAGGCCUUAAUCACUAGAGGAGAGAAAAUGACAAAAGAGGAGGUGAAUGCUAUCUUCUCACUGGCUGACAUCAACAAGGAUGGCAAACUGCACUACGCAGAAUUCUGCAGAUUGUUUGCGUCUACAGUAGAGCAGUGUCAAACAGCUGCUUUGGAGAGACUUGAGGCUGAUGCCAAGCUGAAGAGACUGAACUUUGGCAGUCAAUCAUACAGCCCGCCAAAGAGCUCCGUGUCAUCAGCAUCACCAGCAACUCAGCGGGUGGACUCGGACACGACACCAAAGAAAGACAACCGCUCAUCCUCCCGGCCUUCUUCAGCUCGCAGCAGACGUUCGUCUCUGUCAAGCUCAAUCACAAUGACAUCCAGCAGCACUAAAGCCAACAAAUUCCCAGAGCCUUCAGGUUUACAGGGUUGGAAUCACAGUUUCAUGAAAGGCUGCUUCUUUUUGGAAGACGACGGGAGUAUCAGCGCUCUGCAGUACCAGCUCCACAUCCCCCACACGACAACCGUCUACCUAACCAUCCAACCACUCGGCCUCAGCCACAGACCUGACAAGUCCUCAGCAUGGAUGACAGUGGACACAGCACUUUUUGUCAUGUCAGCUGGUGAAACUAAAGAAGACACAAAUUUAGUGUGUUUCACUGAGUCAAAAGACAAAGAAAAGUAUAUUUGGAAAGGGGAGCUGAAUGCUGGGACAUACCACCUGCUUCCCUUCACCAGUGGCUGCAGGUUAAAGAAAAGGAGCAGAAAGAGCCCUUCUGGUAAACCCGUGGAGUUGUUCUACAGGACUGACACAGAAGAACUAGACCUGACCAGGGAGUUCAGGGAGGUGCUGUCUGACAUUUUUGAGAUUAUAGACCUUGAUGGCAAUGGUUUGCUUAGCCUGGAGGAGUACAAUUUCUUUGAGCUCAGGACCAGCGGAGAAAAGUGUGACAAGGAUGCCUGGGCCGUCUGCAAAGAAAACUUUGAUAUGAGAAAGAACCAGCUGACACGACAGGGAUUCAUGGAGCUGAACCUGAUGGAGGCCACUGAGAAAGAUGGAGACCCUGCAGACAUGUGGGUCACGCUGGAAGCUAUGGGUUACAACCGUAUGCUGGAGCUGGUAGAGGCCUGUCCAUUCCAGAUAGACGUAUACUGUGAAAGCACUCAGCCAUCCAUCCAGCCCCUCAGCAUGGAUUCAGGGCCCAAGCUUCUGAACCAGGCGCUCCAGAAGUCCAUCACAGCUAGAACAGGGGCCAAAGCACUGAGGGGACACGACAAUGUGUUCAUCUACACCUACAAAGGGGAGCACAGGAUUUCCUCCCUCAUUACCAACAAGACAAACCAGAGAGUGACUGUGCAUGUGAACAACGAGCAGAGCAGGAACUGCUGCAGUAGCAGAGGCAUGACAGUGUUUGCUGUAGAAGUGCCAGCCAGGACUAAAAUGGUGUGCCAACAUGUUCUACCCAUCAAUGAAAAACAGGACUGGAUCUACAGCUGUGUGGAGACCAUACUACCCGGAAUGUAAAGUCCAGCCUGAAUGGACAGCUCUUUAUAUUCUGGCUAAAAUGUAUUCGUCAAGGUUUUAAAUGUGGGCACUAAAGAGCGAUUUGUUCUAUAUCCACUGGCAUUAUAUCAUGAAUGUGAAUUAUUAUAAGUUGUUCUAGCUCUGCUUUAAUGAUUAUGUGUAUUUUUUUACUGUGAGAAAUGGCUGAGCGCCUAAUCAUUUCAGCUGUCUGACUUGUUGCCUGGCCUGUAAUGUUGAAUUUGUAGGUAGUCGAUGAGUUUUGUGUAACCUCUGGUUAUAAUGGAGACAGUUAACAAUUUUCCUGCUGUUUUAAGUUG